Caenorhabditis auriculariae is the source of this 5228-nucleotide messenger RNA. The record is from the annotation of a GenBank genome assembly. NCBI's taxonomy places the organism in Eukaryota, Metazoa, Nematoda, Chromadorea, Rhabditida, Rhabditidae.
AUGGGCAAUCUUCAGGUAAAUACUUGAUUGGCUAGAAGGAAGUUUUCAUGGGUGAAAUUUUCUGUUCGGCGCCCAGUUGUUGGCGACUGCGUUGUGGUCUUCGGCCGUCGUGUACGGCGUCUUUCGUUUCCUCGUCAACAAGGUCCGCCGUUGAGAUUCACGGCGAACGAUUGUGAAAUUAUCCCGGGAAAGACGUGAAUGAUGACAAGUAGAGAUCAGGCGCUAGAAUAUAGUCAGAACAAACUUAUAUUGAUAAAGUGGAACGUCGCGUUUGAUUUCAUCCUUCUGUUCUCAAAGAAAUGGGACUCUCUUCAAAGGUGCUUGGUAAUUACGUUUUUUUGGAUUACAUUCAUGUUUUCUUUGUUCUCAAGACCUUCGGUUUGAGUAGUCGCAAGAGCUUAAAACUACUAUAAAAGUGACUGAGCUUUGAAGUUUCGAAAAAAAAAAAUAAAACAAAGCAAAAUGUCGUAGAAAGACUUUAUUGCUUCAAAGAAUUUUUUCUAAAGUAGGGGAAGUGUUUCAUCACCAAAAACGAGCUUCAAGUAGUUCAUUAAUCAAUUUCUUCAUAAAUAAACGUUGAAAUUUUUUCUAGACUGGUUUUUCAAAAGCCAUACAAAUCUUUGACUGAUUUAGAAAAAAAAAAUUGAAAGUGUGUCGCCCAGUUAAAGAAAUCUGCAUUAUUAAACCUACUGGAGCUUUAAUCAUAAGAAAUAUCAAAAAAAAAAUCUAGCCAAUUGUUGUGCCCGCAGGUGGCCAGUGAAGACGUUAUAGUAGAAGAUUUAUUAGUAACAAGAAACUAGACUAUGCUAGCCCGUUUACAAUAACAAACAAGGGGUUAUAUAGUGCUGAGGGAAGAGAUCCCGAAGAUUAUGGAAUGUUCCCGAAUAAAGGUGGAGUUUAGAUAGUAUUGAGAUUAGAGUAAAAUAUGGAACAUUCCAGAGUUUUAGAGAUCUGUCCCGGAAGCAUUAGAACAUUCGAGAACAAUGUGGAACCUUCUAGAAAGGUAGAGAACAAAUGAGAAGAUUGUGGAACUUUCUAGAAGGGAAACCUUUACACAUGAUCCCUAUGACGUAAUGAGACUAGAAAUGUAUGGAAAACUAUAGAACAUUCUAGAAUCAGCUUAAUAUAAGCGUUAUGCUCCAACACCAAUUAAAUUCAGUUUUUCCGUUUAAGCUAGAAUAUAACUGAAAAAUCCUCACUCAGUUAACAUUUUCUUCGAGAAACUCAAAAAUUUGCAGCCUUGGGGCGUUCGAUCUGAAUACCGCCGUGCACUAGACAGGUUCAAAGAAAAACGCGAGGCCGGAUUCAAAGAUUUCCGUCAACGUGUCGAGGAGUUCAAACUCAGCAAUGGGUUUUCCAUUUCCGACUGUUCCUCUUUCAUAACUUUGUUCAGCGACGGUUUCCCGGAAUCUGCAGAAUCCAUUGAGGAAAGGCUUACCGAGAUCGUUUCGCUCACUUUCUUCGAACUCCGAGGUUUAUUUCACGUUUCCGAAACUAGCUUUGAAGGAAUAAUAGUUGUAUCCUUGUAUUGGCCUUGAAAAAAUCUGAGAAAAAAAAAGAUCUUUUCAAAAGAAUGACUUUUAAAGUUGACAUCUGACGCGAUUCGGAGUUUUUGCAACUUUUUAAAGUACGAGAACUCGAAAUGCAGUUAUAUGUGUUUUGUUUAUAACUUUUCAAAAGCUUUUUUCGAUUUCAUAAGAGCGAAAAUUUGCAGAGAAGCUGCAGUCGGAUGAGUUGAACGCAGUGACUGUCUUGACGGCCUACGUGAAAAAAGCCCUGGAAGUCAACGACAGAAUCAAUUGCUGCACUGAAGUCCUUUCUGAGGUUCUAUCUUUCGAAAACCCUCAGUUGAAAGUCAUUUCCAGGCAUUCGACAUGGCAGAAGCUGCCGAUGAAAAAUGGGCGAAAUCAACACGGAAGCCGCCUCUUUACGGCAUUCCCUUCAGUGUCAAGUCCAACUUCUACGUUUCAUCUAUUUUUUGUGUCUGAAUAACUUCUGUCGUUCAGAUGAAGAACUACGACUGCACGGUCGGCGUCGCCAAACUCCUUGACGACCCGAAAACCGAAAAUUGUCCUUUCAUCGAACAUCUCAUCAACCUUGGCGGGGUUUUCAGUUCGGAAUGAUUCUUUACUGAAUUUUCUAUUUUCAGAUUCCGUUCGUUCUGACCAACGUUCCCCAAGGACUGCUGUCCUAUGUUUGUUCCAACACCGUCUAUGGCACCACACUCAAUCCUUUGGAUUUGACUAGGUUAGAUUUUGAAUAGUAUUGAACUUUUGAAAAAGUACAGAGUUUUCGUGAAUAGGAAAUGCGACUUGAAAAACUAAUCAAUCUUUUGCAAUAUUUUAAUUUAUUUGGUAUUCCCAGCUUACAUACUUCUAAGGUCCGCAAAAAAGCAGAAAACAAAAAAAAAGAGUAUGAGGUGGAUAACCUCACAAUGACUAAUAAUUAGAAAGAAUAUGUGGAAUUUUUGCAACCUUGUUUCGAAGAUUUCUUGAAAACUGAAUUUAAAAAACGGAAGUUUGAUUUGUUUUUAUCACAAAGCAAAUUUGAAGAGUUCCUGGUGGAUCUUCCGGUGGAGAGGCGGCUCUGUUGGCCGGUGGCGGGAGCGUUUUUGGAACCGGAUCUGACCUCGCUGGAAGUUUGCGAAUCCCAGCCUCCAUGUGCGGCCUGACCACUCUGAAACCAACUCAAGGUGAUCCCAAAUGGUCGAAAAAGCUCAGAGAUGAGAUAGAGCUUCAUGCGAUCCUAUGUUUCUCACUUCAUAAACCCAAUCGCAAGAGAAAAAGUUUUGCCAACUUUUUGAGGAGGCGGUUUGUCGGCUAUUUGUUCGGACGUAAUAUUUUGACGUCGAUUUGGUUUUUUUUCUGUAUAUUCCAGCUCUUUAUUUUUCCCCUAUAUGCUAAAUUUAUCUUUGAUGAUAAUAUGAUUACUUCAAAAGUUUCCAGAUCGUUUCGUUGUCAAUAAAAUCCACGCCGGUAUGCCUGGCCGCGGUCGACUUGGACUCAGCUUUGGAUUUUUCACCAGAACCGUCGAGGAACAGGUUUUGUUCAGUUUUGCAAUAAAAUCUAACCGAACCAAUCAAGAUCUUCCUGUUGAGUCUGAUUGUCGGUGAUGAGGCCUACCGUCAGCUGGUCCCACAGUCUCCACCGGCUCCGUUGUCCCUAGAGGUUCCACUUAAAAUAUUCCAUCGAUCACUUCAUAAAAUUGAGAAAACGCGUCUCAAACGUCCUAUUGUUUUCGGUUAUUACGAUUUCGACGGCUUCUGUCCACCUGUUCCAUCGUCAGUUUUCCUCUCCUUUUCCAAAAACUUCUUGUGAAAGCCGAAAAAAACUCUGUCCCUUGCAUUUCUUACCGGAUAUCUUCGAAAAAUCAAAAAGAAGACAUAAAAUCAAUUUCAAGUCAAGCUUGAAACUUUGAUUGAUUAUUCGAUUUCAGUAAAUUUUUUUUCACGAAAGUCAGACUGAUAUUAAAAUAUGUCAAUCGCAUUUCUCAGAAUCUCUGCGGGGCAUGCUUUUGAUUGAAAAACGUUGAAGCCGUUCUUAAACAAAGUUAUUUUUCCAGAAAAGAAAAACUUCAAAAAUGGAAAAGAUUAUGCAUCACAUUGAUUAUUCUGAUUGAAGACACAAGCGAGUGGUUUUGGAGACGGUCGAGCGACUGAAGAGCCACGGACACGUCGUUGUCAAGUUUGUCGUCCCUGAGCAUGAACUCGCCGCAAAACUCUUCUACAAGGUGAGAUGUUCAUUUAUUCUUCUUCUCCUCAAGCCUUUCUACCGCUUGAGUGACGUUGGAACAAGUUCAUAUACUGAUACCAGAGAUAAUCAGUUUAAUGGCUCUAGUGACCUAACCGUCUUUGUGUGUGACGACCAGAGAUUGUGAAGUCUUGGUUUCCCACUACCAACAUUUGUUAAACCCUUUGGUUGGGUCGAGACUGAGAUCGAACUUGUGACCCCAAAAACAGGAAGACAACCUGUUGCGCUACGACGCGCCCCGUUUACGUUCUAUUUUAAAUUUUCCAACAAAUAGGAAAUUUGGAAAAUUUUGGCGUUUUCAGAACAUCAUGCUGGACAACGGAGCUUACAUGCGGGGUGUUUACGAAAACGAGGACAUCGAUUCGAAUAUGACUCAGUUUGUCACCUUGCUCAAGGUUUUUCUUUUCAAAAAUUACCCUUUUCCUUUUUGGAAAAGCCUUAAAUCUCAAUAAUAGGAAAAAAAAACUGUUUUGAAGCUUUUUUUGAGUUUUUUCUUUUGCGAAAUAGAGAGUUAAAAUUUAUAAUAAUCAGAAAAGUCUUCUCAUUCAUUAAUACUUCCUCAAACUGUGCCGAAGAGGGCUUUUUUCUUCAAUUUUUUGACUCUAUUGAAGCUUGUCAUUGGCUGCAGACGCCGAGAAUACUCCGUUGGAUCGCUUCGAAACUGCUGGCGCCGUUCAGCUCGCAGAUGUCGUUGAUCAGCGCCUCCUACAUGGGAGAUCUAGAAGACGUUCGCUACACGCAGGAACUCACCGACAAUUACAGAGAAACUGUUCAUUUCAGUGGAAAUAUAUGGUUGAACGUCAAUUUUGCAGUUUAUCGAUUACUGGAAGACCCUCGGCAUCGAUGCACUCAUCUGUCCAGCUUUCAUUGGUGAUUAAUUUGCUUCCUUUCUAGUUUUUAUUGAGAUCUUUGUAUAAUUAGUUGGAAAUCCUGUUCAUAUGCAUCAUUUCAGCUCCCACUGAUCUUCAUUUAAUGAAUCGUAGGAAAAAAAAAAUUUAUCCUGGAAUAUCCAGAGUCAAAGUCAUUUUUUGAGAGUGAAGCAGUUUUGCGGAGCUCCAAGUAUUUUUUUUUGGUCAGACUCGAUGUGGAAAGCUCAGAAAUAAUUUUUAUCAACUUUCUCGUUUCAGUUCCGGCUGUGCCGCACCGUUUCCCGGCUAAAGUGACCACGGCCGGCUUUGCCACAGGUCUGUUCAACUUGUUGGAUUUCCCGGCAGGCGUUGUUCCAACUGGCACGGUCACCAAGCAGGACGACGUCGACCUCCUUGACGAAAGGAAGUUCCCCAUCGGUACUCGUCUGUCAUGAGAAGCCGUGGAUUCGAGUGACUUGCAGCUCGAAACCCGAUUCUGAAGAUGCAACGGGAUGCGGCGACGACUUCUGUCGGCCUUCCCUGCUCCGUCCAAUGCGUCGCGCUUCCCUUUGAAGAGGAACUCUGUCUUCACGCCAUGCAAUGUGUCGAAAAUCUGUGGAAAAGCGUCUAA